Molecule: messenger RNA, 3990 nt
Organism: Pipistrellus nathusii (Nathusius's pipistrelle)
Lineage: Eukaryota; Metazoa; Chordata; Mammalia; Chiroptera; Vespertilionidae
Source: the annotation of a GenBank genome assembly
AUGGCGGCGUCGCGUCGCUCUCAGCAUCAUCACCACCAUCAUCAACAGCAGCUCCAGCCCGCCCCGGGGGCUUCGGCGCCGCCGCCGCCACCUCCCCCGCCACUCAGCCCGGGCCUGGCCCCGGGGACUACCCCAGCCUCUCCCACGGCGGGCGGCCUGGCCCCCUUCGCCUCCCCGAGGCACGGCCUAGCGCUGCCCGAGGGGGAUGGCAGUCGGGAUCCGCCCGACAGGCCCCGAUCCCCGGACCCGGUGGACGGCACCGGCUGUGGCAACACCACCGGCACAAUCUGUCCCGUCGCCACCGCUCCCGUGGUACCCGUGGUUUCCGCCGCAUCUGCCGUCGGAGUCCCUCCCAACCCAGCCGGCGGGGGCAGUCAUAAUAAUUCACCGUCGUCCUCGUCUUCCCCAACUUCGUCCUCCUCUUCCUCUCCGUCCUCCCCCGGAUCGAGCUUGGCGGAGAGCCCCGAGGCGGCGGGACUGAGCGCCGCCGCGGCCGCCGCGGGGCCCGGGGCGGCGGGGCCGGGGCCGGGGGUCCCCGCCGUGAGCGGGGCGCUGCGGGAGCUGCUGGAGGCCUGCCGCAAUGGGGACGUGUCCCGGGUGAAGAGGCUGGUGGACGCGGCCAACGUGAACGCCAAGGACAUGGCCGGCCGGAAAUCUUCCCCCCUGCACUUCGCUGCAGGUUUUGGAAGGAAGGAUGUCGUAGAACAUUUGCUGCAGAUGGGUGCUAAUGUCCAUGCUCGUGAUGAUGGAGGUCUCAUCCCACUUCAUAAUGCCUGUUCUUUUGGCCAUGCUGAGGUUGUGAGUCUGUUACUGUGCCAAGGAGCCGAUCCAAACGCCAGGGAUAACUGGAACUAUACCCCUCUGCAUGAAGCUGCUAUUAAAGGGAAAAUCGAUGUAUGCAUUGUGCUGCUGCAGCACGGAGCAGAUCCAAACAUUCGGAACACUGAUGGGAAAUCAGCCCUGGACCUGGCAGAUCCUUCAGCAAAAGCUGUUCUUACAGGUGAAUACAAGAAAGACGAACUCCUAGAAGCUGCUAGGAGUGGUAAUGAAGAAAAACUAAUGGCCUUACUGACUCCUCUCAAUGUGAAUUGCCAUGCAAGUGAUGGACGAAAGUCUACGCCUUUACAUCUUGCCGCGGGCUACAACAGAGUUCGGAUAGUUCAGCUGCUGCUUCAGCAUGGUGCUGAUGUUCAUGCAAAAGACAAAGGUGGACUUGUGCCUCUUCAUAAUGCAUGUUCAUAUGGACAUUAUGAAGUCACAGAACUGCUACUAAAGCAUGGAGCCUGUGUUAAUGCUAUGGAUCUCUGGCAAUUUACUCCUCUGCAUGAGGCUGCUUCCAAGAAUCGUGUAGAAGUCUGCUCUCUGUUGCUUAGCCAUGGCGCUGAUCCUACAUUGGUCAAUUGCCAUGGGAAAAGUGCUGUGGAUAUGGCUCCAACUCCUGAGCUCCGGGAGAGAUUGACUUAUGAAUUUAAAGGUCAUUCUUUAUUACAAGCAGCAAGAGAAGCAGACCUAGCCAAAGUUAAGAAAACACUUGCCUUGGAAAUCAUUAAUUUCAAACAACCACAGUCUCAUGAAACUGCACUGCACUGUGCUGUGGCCUCUCUGCAUCCCAAACGAAAGCAAGUGACAGAAUUGUUACUUAGAAAAGGAGCAAAUGUUAAUGAAAAAAAUAAAGAUUUCAUGACUCCCCUGCAUGUCGCGGCAGAAAGAGCUCACAACGAUGUCAUGGAGGUUCUGCAUAAGCACGGAGCAAAGAUGAAUGCGCUGGACACUCUUGGUCAGACUGCUUUGCAUAGAGCUGCCCUCGCAGGUCACCUGCAGACCUGCCGCCUCCUGCUGAGUUAUGGCUCUGACCCCUCCAUCAUCUCCUUACAAGGCUUUACUGCAGCGCAGAUGGGAAACGAGGCAGUGCAGCAGAUCCUGAGUGAAAGUACACCUAUGCGUACUUCUGAUGUUGACUAUCGACUCUUAGAGGCAUCUAAAGCUGGAGACUUGGAAACUGUGAAGCAACUCUGCAGCCCUCAAAAUGUGAAUUGCCGAGAUUUAGAGGGCCGGCAUUCUACGCCCUUACACUUUGCGGCAGGCUAUAAUCGUGUGUCUGUUGUGGAGUACCUUCUACACCACGGUGCCGACGUCCAUGCCAAAGACAAAGGUGGUCUGGUGCCCCUUCAUAAUGCUUGUUCAUAUGGACACUAUGAAGUAGCUGAGCUUUUAGUAAGGCAUGGGGCUUCUGUCAAUGUGGCGGAUUUAUGGAAAUUUACCCCUCUACAUGAAGCAGCAGCUAAAGGAAAAUAUGAAAUCUGCAAGCUCCUUUUAAAACAUGGAGCAGAUCCAACUAAGAAGAACAGAGAUGGAAACACACCUUUAGAUUUGGUUAAAGAAGGAGACACAGAUAUUCAGGACUUACUGAGAGGAGAUGCUGCCUUGCUGGAUGCUGCCAAGAAGGGCUGCCUGGCAAGAGUGCAAAAACUCUGCACCCCAGAGAACAUCAACUGCAGAGACACCCAGGGGAGAAACUCAACCCCUCUGCACCUGGCAGCCGGCUACAAUAACCUGGAAGUAGCGGAAUAUCUUCUAGAGCAUGGAGCAGAUGUUAAUGCCCAAGACAAAGGUGGCUUAAUUCCUCUUCAUAAUGCAGCGUCCUAUGGGCAUGUGGACAUAGCAGCAUUAUUGAUAAAAUACAACACAUGUGUAAAUGCAACAGAUAAGUGGGCUUUUACUCCUCUUCAUGAAGCAGCCCAAAAAGGAAGGACCCAGUUAUGUGCCCUCCUCCUAGCGCAUGGAGCAGAUCCAACUAUGAAGAACCAAGAAGGUCAGACACCCUUAGAUCUGGCAACAGCUGAUGAUAUCAGAGCUUUGCUGAUAGAUGCCAUGCCCCCAGAGGCCUUACCUACCUGUUUUAAACCUCAGGCUACCGUAGUGAGUGCCUCUCUCAUCUCACCAGCAUCCACGCCCUCCUGCCUGUCUGCUGCCAGCAGCAUAGAUAACCUCACUGUCCCUUUAGCGGAAUUGGCAGUAGGAGGGGCGUCCAACGCAGGGGAUGGCGCAGCGGGCACAGAAAGGAAGGAAGGAGAAGUUGCGGGUCUUGACAUGAAUAUCAGCCAGUUUCUAAAAAGCCUUGGCCUUGAACACCUUCGGGACAUCUUUGAAACAGAACAGAUUACCUUAGAUGUAUUGGCUGAUAUGGGUCAUGAAGAGUUGAAAGAAAUAGGUAUCAAUGCAUAUGGACACCGCCAUAAACUAAUCAAAGGAGUAGAAAGACUCUUAGGUGGACAACAAGGCACCAACCCUUAUUUGACUUUUCACUGUGUUAAUCAGGGAACUAUUUUGCUGGAUCUUGCUCCAGAGGAUAAGGAAUAUCAGUCAGUAGAAGAAGAGAUGCAGAGUACAAUUCGAGAACACAGAGAUGGUGGUAAUGCCGGCGGCAUCUUCAAUAGAUACAAUGUCAUUCGAAUUCAAAAAGUUGUCAACAAGAAAUUGAGGGAACGAUUCUGUCACAGACAAAAGGAAGUGUCUGAAGAGAAUCACAACCAUCACAAUGAGCGCAUGUUAUUUCAUGGUUCUCCUUUCAUUAAUGCCAUUAUUCAUAAAGGGUUUGAUGAGCGACAUGCAUACAUAGGAGGAAUGUUUGGAGCUGGGAUUUAUUUUGCUGAAAACUCCUCUAAAAGCAACCAGUAUGUUUAUGGGAUUGGAGGAGGAACAGGCUGCCCCACGCACAAAGAUCGGUCAUGUUAUAUAUGUCACAGACAAAUGCUUUUCUGUCGAGUGACCCUUGGAAAAUCCUUUCUGCAAUUCAGCACCAUGAAAAUGGCUCAUGCCCCUCCAGGACAUCACUCAGUCAUUGGGAGACCAAGUGUGAAUGGGCUGGCAUACGCCGAAUACGUCAUCUACAGAGGAGAACAGGCAUACCCAGAGUAUCUCAUCACGUACCAGAUCAUGAAGCCGGAAGCUCCUUCACAGACUACAACCGCCGCGGAGCAGAAGACCUAG